This is a messenger RNA of Vitis vinifera (wine grape), 1422 nucleotides long. RefSeq names its product probable beta-1,3-galactosyltransferase 14. Gene Ontology annotation, molecular function: hexosyltransferase activity. The record is from RefSeq and is a predicted model, not a curated record. Gene Ontology annotation, cellular component: Golgi membrane. The transcript is spliced from 7 exons. NCBI's taxonomy places the organism in Eukaryota, Viridiplantae, Streptophyta, Magnoliopsida, Vitales, Vitaceae. The coding region runs from base 192 to 1238 and encodes 348 amino acids.
CGAACAUAAACGGUAACUUAGCUGAGACUCAAUGGAGGUUAGCUGUCCCUCUCUCUGAUCUCUGAGAGAAGCCAUAGUUUCAGUUUCUGUUCUCUCAUCUCUUUCUCUCUCUUUCGAUUAUAAAUAGUAUGAACCAUCAUCAUCUCUCAGAUUCUCAACUCGAAACCCUAAGAUUGCUAGGGUUUUGAGCCAUGCCUUCCUUUCCCAAAUUCUUCCAUGCCCGUCAACCUCCCUCGCGCAGUAAAUUCACGUUCUUCAUCCUCCUCUGCCUCGUCACCGGCUUCGGCGGGUUCCUUUUUGGGAUCCUUGCCUUCCUCCGUCCAGGUUCAGGGUACAGUUGCAUUGGCGGCGGCGGCCCGGUCAGAUCGGUGUCUGUGGUUUGGGAUAAAAGUGGCGGUGGAGGGGGCGGGGGUUCCGGUGAUGGUGGUGGUGGGGAUGGGGGCGGGAAGAGGUAUAAGGUGAUGGGGUUUGUGGGGAUUCAGACUGGGUUCGGGUCUGUCGGGCGGCGGCGGUCGCUGAGGAAGUCGUGGAUGCCCGCGGAUCGGCAAGGGCUGCAGCGCCUGGAAGACGCUACUGGUUUGGCAUUCAGGUUUGUUAUUGGUAGAACCAACGAUAGAGCAAAGAUGGCAGAACUCAGAAAGGAGGUUGCACAAUAUGAUGAUUUCAUGUUAUUAGAUAUUGAGGAGGAGUACAGUAAGCUCCCAUACAAAACGCUAGCUUUCUUCAAAGCUGCCUAUGCACUUUUUGACUCUGAGUUCUAUGUUAAAGCUGAUGAUGACAUAUACUUGAGGCCAGAUCGCCUGUCACUGCUCUUGGCAAAAGAGCGUUCACACUCUCAAACUUACCUUGGAUGCAUGAAGAAGGGUCCGGUUUUCACUGACCCAAAGCUGAAAUGGUAUGAGCCACUCUCCUACAUGCUUGGGAAUGAGUAUUUUCUCCAUGCUUAUGGUCCAAUAUAUGCUCUUUCUGCUGAUGUUGUUGCAAGCUUGGUUGCUCUUAGAAACAACAGUUUCCGGAUGUUCAGCAAUGAGGAUGUUACAAUUGGGGCAUGGAUGCUGGCGAUGAAUGUCAACCACGAAGAUAAUCGAGCACUGUGUUCACCAGAGUGUACAUCAUCAUCAAUUGCUGUGUGGGAUAUUCCCAAAUGUUCAGGUCUUUGUAAUCCAGAGAAGAGGCUAUUGGAACUCCAUCAAAAAGAGAUCUGCUCAAACACCCCAACUUUGGUAUCUGAUGAUUAGCAUUCUUCCUGCUAUCAAUUAUGUCUGAUUCUAACCAUCCUUCUUUCCGUUUUCUGUGUAAUUUUGUCCCUUUUUACAAUGAUAUAAAUUCAAAUACAAUUUUGUCACAGCAUCACAAUUUUCCUUUUAUGUCAAGAGUGAAAAAAUCUAGGAAAAUGGGUAGUUAUUAUGUUGCCCAUGCUAA